Armigeres subalbatus is the source of this 933-nucleotide messenger RNA. RefSeq names its product probable GH family 25 lysozyme 3. The transcript is spliced from 4 exons. NCBI's taxonomy places the organism in Eukaryota, Metazoa, Arthropoda, Insecta, Diptera, Culicidae. The record is from RefSeq and is a predicted model, not a curated record. The coding region runs from base 1 to 933 and encodes 310 amino acids.
AUGCAAUCGAAUCAAGAUGGUCCACUGUUGAUAGAAAGUCCACUUGUGUGGUGUGAGAUUUCUACCGAAUGCUCUGUCUCGCAGCAGAGUCUCAGCCAAGCCGGUAGCAGCAGUUCCAGCUCUAGUUCCUGUCUCGAUAGCACUUCCUCGCAGCUGCUGAAGACCACCAAACUGCUGGCCAAUUUGGACUGGUGCACGGAUGUGGUAGGCAAACAGCAGAAGAAUGGUGGCGGGAGCAGUGGAAGCAGCAGCAGCACCCGAGGCAGCACCAUCGGGGAUGGCAAUGGGAAUUCCGGCAGUGCCGUUCGGAGUAUCGGUAGCGUGGAGAAUGUUUACACACCCCCGCAGGGUAGUAAUAAAUCCAUUGGGAAUAGCAGCAGUGCCGGCACCGCGACCAACAACUUCAGCAAACACCAUCACCUGAUUGCAUCUUCUAGUCAAGCCUCUGGUAAGCUCCUGGGAAGCAGUGCUAAUGGCGGCAGUUUGAACAUGAACGGUGGCGGCGGUUUCGUAUUCGACUACGAUUGUGAUUACGAUAACGAAGAGGAGUUCAACUAUCUGGCCCGCGCUGCAGCUGCCGUAGCAGCAUCGACCAGUGCCACCAGCUCUUGCACUCCCGGUGGGACAAAUGCGGCUGUUUCUGCUGGAGUUCGCAGCGGUAGCAGCAAUAGCAAUAGCAGCAGCAAAAAUCGCGUUUCGUUCGAUGCCAACAUAAGUGAUUUCCAGCAAGUUCCUCUUAUUGGAGACUUCAAUAUGGAUGGAAGCGGCCUGCUGAAAACCCGAAGGUCCAACAGUCUUACCACGACGGCGAGCAGUGCAUGCGGACUUUCGGUUGGCGAGCUGCAUCAGCAAAAGCAUAACAACGAAUAUUUAUCAGCGGAAAAUCUAACUAACCUGCAGCUUCUGCAGAAUAAACCGAGGAGUUUCUCCUAA